AUGGUGCCGCUACUCAUGGCCGAGAACGGCCUGCUGGCCCGCAGGCGUGGACAUACGGAGCUCUCUGUAUACCUCUCAAAGAUUGCCGGCCUCCGACCAGUCACCGCAAUCUGCGAGAUGCUGGACGCAGAGACGUACUCCGCACUAUCUGUGGCCAAGGCAGAGAGAUACGCAAGACAGAACGCCAUUCCGUUUUGUGAACGGACAGGGCCUUGUCGAGUAUGCAAGGGUACACUGAUCAUGAACAUAGCCAUCGUAGUCUCGGACUUUAACGAGGAGAUAACAUCAAGGAUGCUCCAAGUGGCAAGGGAGAGGGCCUCGCUGCUGGGACUGGGGGUAGUCCAUGUCAGCCAUGUUCCCGGGGCAUACGACAUGCCACUGGUGGUGGAUCACCUGCUCAGGAACCCCGGCAUCGAUGCCGUGGCAACACUGGGGGCAAUCAUCCGGGCCAGACAAAGCACGACGAGGCAAUAG
This is a messenger RNA of Geodia barretti, 474 nucleotides long. The record is from the annotation of a GenBank genome assembly. Lineage: Eukaryota; Metazoa; Porifera; Demospongiae; Tetractinellida; Geodiidae.